Messenger RNA from Knipowitschia caucasica, 426 nucleotides. NCBI's taxonomy places the organism in Eukaryota, Metazoa, Chordata, Actinopteri, Gobiiformes, Gobiidae. The record is from the annotation of a GenBank genome assembly.
AUGGCGGUGAAGAACCAGGAAAAGUUGGAGCGGUGGAAGGUGAAGAAGGCAGCGAAGAGGCAGAAAGGGGAGGACGGAGAGGCCGGCGAGGAAGAGGAGAACGUCCAGCCGGUGGUGAUGGAUGCUCUGGAGAAUGGCUUCCUGCACCACGCACAGAGAGAGCAGGAGCGCAUGAACGAAAGGCUGCUGAAGAAAACCUACUCCAAGAAGAACAAAACGAUAAAACCAUUGGCAUUGCGACCAGUCAAACUGGCUGAGGAAGAAAAGUUUCAGGAGCUGCUGCUGUGCAGGAGCCCAUCGAAAGAGCAGCUGAAUGAGAGCUCCACUCACUCCCUGUCAGGCCGGGGCUACUCGGUGUCCUGCUCUACCUUGGCGGAAAAGAAGCCAGUUUUAUUGGCAUCGAUCAACAGCGUGAACCAGUUAUGA